Messenger RNA from Amoebophrya sp. A120, 866 nucleotides. Lineage: Eukaryota; Dinophyceae; Syndiniales; Amoebophryaceae. The record is from the annotation of a GenBank genome assembly.
CACGGACAAGCCUGGUCAGUAAAAACUCAAAAGUUUUUUCCUUUCACCACAGACGAAUCAAAGUCAAUCUUUUUUCGCAAGACCAGUCCCAGUCGAAAUAAAAUGACGCGCUUGAUCGGCGUUGCAGUCCCCAACUGCUGGGUGGCUUCCGCUUUCGUUUUGCUGACCUCGUUCUCUGCUUUGCUACAGCAGCAAUGCUUGGUGGCAGUUUGGGCUCUACGUCCUUCGACGCGGGCCAGGUCCCCUUUCAGCUCUCCGUCCGGUCGUCGGGCCGCGCGAGGGCGUGGACAACCGCUCUUGUCACCUCGUCACCAGCAGGACCGGCAGGCGGCGGGAAGUGCCGCGGCACAACGAGGAGAGAGCUUUUCUCCUGAGGAUGUUGAUCUCGAGGCUGGUGGGCGAGGCGGUACUACGGCAGGUAAUCUUGCUGCUCAUGGCAACGUUGUUGACCACCCACCUGCUGUUGUUGAGCGUGGAGGUCCUCCUGCGGGCACGCCAGAGCAGGGAGCACCGACCGCUUCUCGCCACGCUGGAGUACAUGAAGGUGCAGAUGCGGUAGGUCUGCCUGCUGGUCAAGCGGAGCUGCUAGCGCCAGCCGCGGAGGUAGUUCUAGUGAAUGACGCAAGAAGAGCAAGAGACGAAGGACGAGCAGGUGCGGAAGGAGAAGGGGCGCGACGGGUGCCACAGCGACUCGCCGCUAUCGAGCGGGAAUUACAGCGGCUCGAACGCCACCAGCGCGAUAUGGAACAUAUGGCCGGAGGCAACCGGAUGGUCCGCAACGGCGCGGCAGCUACUGCAGUUCUAAGUGCAGCCUGGGGCGCGUAUCUUGGUGGCACCGCGGUCGGUGCUGGCGCGGCCGUGUCGGG